This is a messenger RNA of Abrus precatorius (Indian licorice), 1476 nucleotides long. RefSeq names its product endoglucanase 8-like. The record is from RefSeq and is a predicted model, not a curated record. The coding region runs from base 1 to 1476 and encodes 491 amino acids. Gene Ontology annotation, biological process: carbohydrate metabolic process. Gene Ontology annotation, molecular function: hydrolase activity, hydrolyzing O-glycosyl compounds. The transcript has 7 exons. Lineage: Eukaryota; Viridiplantae; Streptophyta; Magnoliopsida; Fabales; Fabaceae.
AUGGGUUUCACGCAAAGGUUACUGAUGAUAUUGGUCGGUACCAUAUUGAUUGUAACGGAUAGAGGCACGGGUACAUGGCAGCAUAACUAUGGAGAUGCAUUGUCAAAGAGCAUCUUGUUCUUUGAAGGACAGAGGUCAGGGAAGUUGCCACCAACACAGAGAAUGACUUGGAGGAAGGAUUCAGCGCUUCAAGAUGGCUUUCUAGUUCCUAAUACUUCUGUUGACUUGGUUGGUGGUUACUACGAUGCUGGUGACAACGUGAAAUUCAACUUUCCAAUGGCAUUCUCAACAACCAUGCUGGCCUGGAGCGUAAUAGAGUUCGGAAAAUUCAUGGGCCCAGACCUUAAUCAUGCACUAGACGCUAUCCGUUGGGCCACAGAUUAUUUCCUUAAAGCCACAGCCAUUCCUGGGUUUGUGUUUGCACAAGUUGGUGACCCAUAUGCUGAUCAUAAUUGUUGGGAGAGACCAGAAGACAUGGACACCCCCAGAAUAGCCUAUGCUGUAAGCAAGGAGUACCCUGGCUCUGAAGUUUCGGCAGAGAUAGCAGCAGCACUUGCAGCCUCUUCAAUUGUAUAUAGAAAAUAUCAUGUUGGUUAUUCUUCAAGACUACUCCAAAGGGCUAUAAUGGUUUUUGAUUUUGCAGAUAGAUACAGAGGAUCAUAUAAUGACAGUCUCGGACGGUGGGUAUGCCCAUUCUAUUGUGAUUUUGGUGGCUACCAGGAUGAAUUGGUCUGGGGAGCAGCAUGGUUGUUCAAGGCUACUAAGCUCCCUUAUUACUUGGAUUACAUUAACCAAAACAUUCAUAAUCUUGAAAACUUUGGUGAAUUUGGGUGGGACUCAAAAGAUGCUGGCAUCAACGUGCUCGUUUCUAAGCUUCUGAUUAAUAGUAGAUCUAAUUCUAAGCCUUUCAUACUCAAUGCGGACAAGUUUGUUUGUGCUGUUCUACCUGAAUCACCUUCAGUAUCAGUCUCCUAUUCUCCAGGUGGGCUUCUAUUCAAGCCUGGGGGGAGUAACUUGCAGCACGCAACAACAUUCUCAUUUCUGUUUCUGGUUUAUGCUGGCUAUUUGAAAAAGGCAAAUAAAGAAAUUGACUGUGGCGGUGAAGUUUUUGCUUCUCCAAGGCGACUCAGACAAGUAGCAAGAGGCCAGGUAGAUUACAUACUAGGAAGAAACCCGUUGAAUAUGUCAUACAUGGUAGGAUACGGACCAAAAUUUCCUCAGAGAAUUCAUCAUCGUGCGUCGUCAUUGCCUUCCAUGGUUCAGCACCCUAAGCACAUCGAUUGCAAAGAAGGAUCCCCUUAUUUUGAAACCCAAAAUCCAAAUCCCAACUUGCUUUUAGGAGCUGUUGUGGGGGGACCUGAUAUCAAGGAUUCAUUCGCAGAUUCUCGAGCAGAUUUUGUACACUCUGAACCUACAACAUACAUCAAUGCACCUCUUGUGGGUCUUUUAGCUUACUUCAAAUCUCAUCCAUCCUGA